Dimorphilus gyrociliatus is the source of this 988-nucleotide messenger RNA. The record is from the annotation of a GenBank genome assembly. Lineage: Eukaryota; Metazoa; Annelida; Polychaeta; Dinophilidae.
AAUGUAUAGAAAAGAAAAGCCCAUUAAUUUUCAAGGAUCGGCUUCAGCGAUCAACAAUAAUUUAAGUAUUGGCAUUCAGUCUGAUAAAGACCGACUACAUUAUGCAAUUGUACACAAAAGUGUCGUUAACGUCAUCACUGCUUCAUUAGAUGGAAAAAGUGUUUCAACACGCCAAGUUGCUUGCAAGGAGCAAGCAUCUGUAGCCUCCUGUGUUGUAAUUCAAGCAAAAAUAGUCAAAGUCGCUGAACGCUUAAUUUUAGUUGUAACAUCCCAGAAAGGAAUUCAUAUAUAUGAGGUUGAAGGCCUCCUAUUACUAUAUGCAUUUUCCCUACCUCAACCCGAAUCAACUCAUACUUGUACUUUGGCCCGUGGCAUUGCUGUUCUACUAGAUAAUGUAGUAUGCAUUGGAACGUAUGAAGGCCAUGUUCUGAUUCUUAGUGUUCCUUCAAAAGGAAAUAACAUUGAGUUAGUUGAAACGCUAAGGUUUCAUACCUAUCCCAUAGCAGCUCUGGACGGUGUUGGUGAAUGUCUUGUAGUAGCCGAUGAAAAAGGUGAACUUUCAGUCUGGAGUGCUGGACAACCUUUUACGAGGACAAACAGAGGCGUUGCAGGAACAUCUAGCGAUUGCGUAACCUCUUUAGCUCUAUGCGCCAAUAAUCUUAUAGCUUGCUCUACAUCAUCGGGAGCUAUUCGACUAUUGUGUGUUGAGACUUGUAAUGUGCUAGCUCAAAUAGAUGGUCAUGCCCGCUGCAUAACAAGUCUAAGUUCCGCACCAAAGUCUGGUCUAAUUCUAAGCACAUCUGAGGAUUGUAUGGUUCGUGUAUGGAGAGUAAUGAGAAACAAAACGGACAUAGAAGUCGAAUUGGUAUUUUCCGAACAUGUGGCUGAUACCAUGCUCCAAGGGAGUUCAUUCCUAAGUCCAAACGGUAAAGCGUUCGCCCUGACUGCCUAUGAUAGUAGUAAACUACUAUUCUACUUUUCACAAUAG